AUGACGAGAGUUAGAUCAAAGAAAGAGAAGUUAGGUGAUAGUCCGCCAGAUGUAUACAAGCACAUCAAGAAGGAGGAUUGGGCCACCUUCAAAGAAAAGAUGACGUCAGAUGUGGCUGUACGAGAGAACGCGCUCGAGAUUACAAAAAAGAACACACAUCAUCAGCACUUAGGUCAAAGGAGCUAUGGGGAUGCAAGAGAGUUGUGGAAGCAGGAGAACCUCAGUCCACCUAGUUUUGAUUCUAGAUCAUCAUCCAGUACACCAUCCUCCUCGGUGUCCUUGACUUUUAACCGGGGUGAUGAUUGGUGGUGCGCCAUGCAAAAGAAAGAUCUUGUUACUAAAGAGCGAUUUAUUCCAGUUGAGGAAACAAAGAUUGCAGCUGACAAAUACUUGGAGUACAAGGAGAAGCAAGCCAAGGGUGAGUUCAUUCCGGUACGUAACAGAGACCCCCUUUUUCUUGUUCUUGAAGAGAAGCCAGAUCAUUCGGGUCAUUGUUAUGGUUUUGGAGGCGUGAAUGUUGGCCAUACGAAGGCGUUUGGGCAUCCCACUCAGCCACCUACUGGGCCAUAUCCUUCUUUUCCUUCACCAUAUGCUGUUCCAUUUCCUUCACAUGUACAAUCACCUACUCAGCCACCUACUGGGCCAUAUCCUUCUUUUCCUUCACCAUAUGUUGUUCCAUCUCUUUCACAUGUACAACCACCUACUCAGCCACCUACUCAGCCACCUGUUAGGCUAUAUCAUUUUUUUCUUUCACCCUUUGCUUUGGCAUCUCCUACACAGCCCACUCAGCCACCUAUUCCAUCAUUUGUUCCACCAUCUGUUGGGCCAUCUGCUGGGCCAUCUGCUGGGCCAUAUGUUGGGCCAUCUCUUGGGCAAUUUGCUGUGCCAUCUCCUACACAGCCCACUCAGCCACCUAUUCCAUCAUUUGUUCCAUCAUCUGCUUCACCAUCUACUGGGUCAUGUCAUGGGCUAGUUGCUUCACAACCCACUCAGCUACGUAGUCCACUAUCUGGAUUUUUCGACACUCAUUCUCCUUAG
This is a messenger RNA of Beta vulgaris subsp. vulgaris (sugar beet), 1038 nucleotides long. RefSeq names its product extensin-like. Bases 1 to 1038 code for a protein of 345 amino acids. NCBI's taxonomy places the organism in Eukaryota, Viridiplantae, Streptophyta, Magnoliopsida, Caryophyllales, Amaranthaceae. The record is from RefSeq and is a predicted model, not a curated record. The transcript is spliced from 4 exons.